Messenger RNA from Tripterygium wilfordii, 3180 nucleotides. Its product is annotated as TPR repeat-containing thioredoxin TTL1-like. NCBI's taxonomy places the organism in Eukaryota, Viridiplantae, Streptophyta, Magnoliopsida, Celastrales, Celastraceae. The record is from RefSeq and is a predicted model, not a curated record. Gene Ontology annotation, molecular function: protein binding. Gene Ontology annotation, cellular component: cytoplasm. The coding region runs from base 429 to 2507 and encodes 692 amino acids. The transcript has 7 exons.
UGAAACCUGCCUCGUGAAGCAGCAGGCGAAGAGGAAGAAAGGAAAAUUAAAAGCUCUCUCUUUUCUCCUCUCUCUCUUUCUCACACACACAUUCUCGCUCUAACGCUCGCUUUUUCUCUCUAGUCUCACAUUCAUUCUUUGCUUCCUCCUUUUAUAUCACGAGAUCCCCAUAAUUUUCUUUUCUUUUUUUCUUUUUCUCGGUCUCCUCAUCUAUGUCUUUUUUCAAAGCUUCUUCUCUCGCAAUGUCUCAGUCCCUCUUCUUCCUAUACUGGUUUUGUUCCUGUUCUCCAAUUUGUAGACAUUGUUGACGGCGGUGACAAGGAAAAUUGAACUUAAACGAAAAUUUGUGGCACAUUGUGUUGAGGGGGGCUAGUUGGGUGGAAAUUUGAGAGGGAAAAUUUGUUUGGGGGUGUUUUGUUGCUUAGAAAAUGUCGCAUUCUGGGAAACCCAUUUCUGAUUUGACGGUGGAUACACUGUCCGAUCAGCUCCGGGACUCAUUGAACUGUUUCGAGGAGGUUAACAAGCCCGAUUUUCGCGAGCUCGAUCUGGGUUCCCCUGUCUCGCCUCUUCGUACUCGUGGGCUCUCUACCACUACCACCGCCACUAGCAGUAGCUCCAGUUCGUCCGGAUCCGUAUCCGGGAGAAAUGGGCAUAAUAUGAUUCCGAGAAGAUCCGACAAUAAUAACUCCGGUGAGCUCUCUGGGUCAAGCGAGUCCAGUCCUACCACCGCUGCCCGGAAUCCCAAACUGGGUCACUCGAGAUCCGACUCUAGCUCUAGUACAACAACUGCCACGGCCCACCCUUUGAUUUAUUCGAGUCAAAGCUCUGUGAACUCACCCCCUGCUAAUGUUCUACCCACCGGCAAUAUCUGCCCGUCUGGGAGAAUCCUGAAAACGGGUAUGAAUCCCAAUCGGAGCUCCAAAAGUGAUAUAUUAGGAUCUGGGGGCGGUAACUAUGGCCAUGGUAGCAUAAUGCGAGGCACAAGCACGACCAAAGCGUAUGGUAGUGCACAGACAGUGAAUGUGGGCACUGCAAGGGCAGGAAGUGGCGGGGAUGACGUGAGGAGGGCAAUGUACAGUGCUGAUCCGGAGGAUGUGAAGAGAGCAGGGAAUGAAAUGUACAAGAAGGGGCGUUUAACCGAGGCGCUUGGACUGUACGAUAGAGCAAUUGCAUUGGCUCCUAGACAUGCAGCCUACCGGAGCAAUCGGGCUGCAGCUCUCAUGGGGCUGGGGCGGGUGGCCGAGGCCGUGAGGGAGUGUGAGGAGGCAAUCAGGUUGGAUACCAAUUACUGGCGGGCUCAUCAGAGGUUGGGCUCAUUGCUCAUCAGGUUAGGACAGGUUGAUAAUGCCAGGAGGCACUUUUGUUUCCCUGGUCAGCAGCCUGACCAGGCUGAGAUGCAAAAGUUGCAAGCAGUGGAGAAGCGCUUAACCAAAUGUAGUGAUUCCCGAAAGGUUGGUGAUUGGAAAAGUGCAUUGAGGGAAGGUGAUGCUGCCAUUGCUGCCGGAGCUGAUAUUUGUCCUCAGCUAUUUAUGUGUAGAGCAGAAGCACUUCUGAAACUCCACCAACUUGAAGAUGCUGAAUCAAGCCUAUUAAACAUUCCGAAAAUGGAACUGUGUACCAACUCCUGCUCCCAGACUCGCUUUUUUGGGAUGAUUUCUGAAGCUUACCCUUACUUUGUAAAAGCCCAGAUUGAGAUGGCAUUGGGCAGGUUUGAUGACGCAGUUACGGCUGUUGAGAAAGCGGGGCAGUUUGACCCAAGAAAUAUUGAAGUAGCAGGGCUGCUUAAUAAUGUAAGGUUGGUGGCUAGAUCUCGUGCACGUGGUAACGAUCUCUUCAAGUCGGAGAGGUACACUGAAGCCUGCUCAGCUUAUGGUGAAGGCCUCAGGAUUGAUCCUUCAAACUCUGUUCUCUAUUGUAAUAGAGCUGCUUGUUGGUUUAAACGUGGUCUGUGGAAGCAAUCAAUUGAGGACUGCAACCAAGCUUUACGUAUUCAUCCUAAUUACACAAAAGCUCUUCUUCGAAGAGCUGCAUCAAAUAGCAAGCUAGAGAAGUGGGCUGAUGCUGUGAGAGAUUAUGAAGUUCUAAGGAGGGAGCUUCCCGAUGAUAAUGGAAUUGCUGAGUCUCUAUUUCACGCCCAAGUUGCUUUGAAGAAAUCUCAAGGGGAAGUGGUUUAUAAUAUGAAAUUCGGCGGAGAAGUGGAGGACGUUACAGCUAUUGAGCAGUUCAGAGCUGCAAUAUCUGUACCAGGAGUCUCUGUUGUCCAUUUUAAAGCAGCCUCUAACUUGCAUUGCAAGCAAAUAUCUCCAUUUGUUGACACUUUAUGCAGCCGCUAUCCUUCCAUAAAUUUUCUUAAGGUGGAUAUUGAGGAGAGCCCAGCAAUUGCAAAUGCAGAGAAUGUGAGAAUUGUACCAACAUUCAAGAUUUACAAAAAUGGUAGCCGGGUGAAGGAAAUUGUUUGUCCAAGUCGCGAUGUGUUGGAAUACUCGGUGAGGCAUUAUAGCCUUUAGAGCUCAUAAAACUGUAUUCUUCAAAUUUUAAUCUUGCCCUGAUGAACCUCCAGUCUCAUAAGAGGAAUCUUCCAGUGCUGCCAUUCACCACCAUACCACGAUUACCAGAUACCUAUGACAUAAGUAGGAGCGACAAAAUAACCUCACUAGCCAGCCAAUAUAUGCCCGUGGAACCACCCAGAGAAAAUAGCUUAGUUCGUUUUUGCGGGUUUCAUUUAUUCAUUCAUUCCUCAUUGCUCUGUGGUUCCAUGCUUGCUUCCUCCCAUCUCCUUCUGUUAAUUAUCCCCUAUUUCUUUCUUGGCUGUAGGAUUGCCUGAAAUAUUGUAUGAGUAUCCCCCACCUUCAUUAUGAGUACAAAAACAAACACAAGAGAGAGUAUGGCCCAUUUCAUUAAAAUACAUAUCUUUAGUCAAUGAGAGAUAGAACUGCCAGGCUGGUUAGUAGGAGAGGACCUUGUACAUGUAUAUAUAUGUGAUGAUAUAUACAGAGAACAUUAUGGAAGCCAUUAGGGGGAGGUAUUGGAUGUCAGGUGUGUACUUUUACAAGGUUAGUGAAAGAAGGAUGAAUAUGUUCAUGUCGUCAUUGAAUAUGAUUAUCAUUGUUGUUGUUUCUUUUGUUUUACGAUUAGAUCAAUAAAAAGAUCCCCAAUUUUUAUUCCCCAUUCACAAACCCA